Molecule: messenger RNA, 2616 nt
Organism: Lagopus muta (rock ptarmigan)
Lineage: Eukaryota; Metazoa; Chordata; Aves; Galliformes; Phasianidae
Gene: P4HB
Product: prolyl 4-hydroxylase subunit beta
Exons: 11
Coding region: 19-1653 (544 amino acids)
Biological process (GO): protein folding; response to endoplasmic reticulum stress
Cellular component (GO): external side of plasma membrane; endoplasmic reticulum
Molecular function (GO): protein disulfide isomerase activity
Source: RefSeq, a predicted model, not a curated record
GCCAGCGCGGCGCGACCAAUGGGGCACGGCGGCGGCGGGAGGCGGGUUUAUAAGGGAGGAGGCGCCGGCAGCCGCACGCCCGGCCCGUCCCGUCUCCGAGCCGCCAUGGCCGUGGUGCGGCUGCGCGCGAUCGUAGCGCUGCUCUGCCUCGUGCCGCCGCUCGGCUUCGCGGAUCCCCUGGAGGAGGAGGACGGAGUGCUGGUGCUGCGUGCCGCCAACUUCGAGCAGGCCUUAGCGGCGCACCGCCACCUGCUCGUGGAGUUCUACGCGCCGUGGUGCGGGCACUGCAAGGCGUUGGCUCCGGAGUACGCGAAAGCGGCGGCGCAGCUGAAGGCGGAAGGUUCGGAGAUUCGCCUGGCCAAGGUGGACGCCACGGAGGAGGCGGAGCUGGCGCAGCAGUUCGGCGUGCGCGGUUAUCCCACCAUCAAGUUCUUCCGCAACGGGGACAAGGCCGCGCCCCGCGAGUAUACAGCUGGCAGAGAAGCAGAUGAUAUUGUCAGCUGGCUGAAGAAGCGCACGGGCCCGGCUGCCACUACCCUGACAGAUGCUGCUGCGGCAGAGACGUUGGUGGAUUCCAGUGAAGUGGUUGUGAUUGGUUUCUUUAAGGAUGUGACGUCAGAUGCUGCGAAGGAGUUUUUGUUGGCAGCAGAAUCUGUGGAUGACAUUCCUUUUGGGAUUUCUUCCAGCGCUGACGUUUUCUCCAAGUACCAGCUUAGCCAAGAUGGAGUGGUCCUUUUCAAGAAGUUUGACGAAGGCCGUAACAACUUUGAAGGGGAUCUUACGAAGGACAACUUGCUGAACUUCAUCAAGUCUAAUCAGUUGCCUCUUGUCAUAGAGUUUACUGAGCAGACCGCUCCUAAAAUCUUUGGAGGAGAGAUCAAGACUCACAUUCUGCUGUUCUUACCAAAAAGUGUGUCUGAUUAUGAAGGGAAAUUGGACAACUUCAAGGCUGCAGCUGGAAACUUCAAAGGGAAGAUCCUGUUCAUCUUCAUAGACAGUGACCACAGUGAUAAUCAAAGGAUUCUGGAGUUUUUUGGCCUAAAGAAAGAAGAAUGUCCAGCUGUACGCUUGAUAACACUGGAAGAAGAAAUGACCAAAUACAAACCUGAAUCAGAUGACCUCACAGCUGAUAAGAUCAAGGAGUUCUGCAAUAAGUUCCUGGAGGGCAAGAUCAAGCCUCACCUGAUGAGCCAGGAUCUCCCUGAAGACUGGGACAGGCAGCCUGUCAAAGUUCUUGUUGGGAAGAAUUUUGAGGAAGUUGCUUUUGAUGAGAAUAAGAAUGUCUUUGUGGAGUUCUAUGCCCCCUGGUGUGGUCACUGUAAGCAGCUGGCUCCUAUCUGGGACAAGCUGGGAGAGACCUACAGGGACCAUGAGAACAUUGUCAUUGCCAAGAUGGAUUCAACAGCCAAUGAAGUAGAGGCAGUGAAAAUCCACAGCUUCCCCACGCUCAAGUUCUUCCCUGCAGGCUCUGGCAGAAAUGUAAUUGAUUAUAAUGGGGAGAGGACGCUAGAAGGCUUCAAAAAAUUCUUGGAGAGUGGAGGCCAGGAUGGAGCAGCAGCUGAUGAUGAUCUGGAAGAUCUGGAGACAGAUGAAGAAACAGACCUUGAAGAAGGUGAUGAUGAUGAGCAAAAAAUCCAAAAGGAUGAAUUGUAAAGAGAUGACUGAUCUCCAUCACCCAAAAAUCAGACACUAAACUGGUUGCUGUUACGCAGCCCGAUGAGUCAGAAACCCAAUAAGAUUUAAAGCAGAAGGUGAAUGACUGGAAGUCCAGGGAUUGGCUCUUAAAAUAACGCUUCACCCUCACUUGUCUUUACACUUCACUCUCUCUUUCUGUCUUUUCACUUUUGAGAAGGGAUCUAUCACUAGGGUAGCCAGCCCAGCCACCUGGGUUCAUUAUUUUUUUUUUAUUGUGAUGUACUUUUUUGUACACAGUUUUUGUUUCAAGUAUUCUGUUCUCUUGGGUAGAAGAAAGUUGUGAAGUGGUAGCAUGUAAUUAAUUGCCCAACAUUCUGGAGCAUUGCCACUAAUACCUUCCAAGAAAGCCUUUUUUUCUUUGAAAAGUCUGUAGAUUUCUCCACCUGUCGGGUUCUUAUUUGUCUCAGCUGUUCUUCCCUGGAAUCAAAGUAUGUAGGGGAAGAGGCAAUAUAGGCUGACUGCAUCAGUCCUGGUGAAAGGUGGAUGUGAAGGUGCUUCUCUUCGUGCUCGCUAGACAUUUCAUUUCCUUUCCCUUCUGCUUUAAGACACUUAAAGAUGACUUCAAAAUGUGGAAGGGUGGAAUACUGUGCACUGGCUGUGGCAGGCUCUGAGGGUGGAAGUGAUUGCUGGCUCACCAGCUUAGAUGUGCUGUGCCAUCCUUUUGAUCAAAUGCAAGACCAUUUUGCAGUCACUUUCCAAGCAUUAUUUUGAAUGGGUUGACCAGAAAGGUGGGUGGUAUGGGAGGGCCUGAUUAAAAAAUACAUGAAACGUGGAAUUUGCAAUUACUGGGUUUGGGGGAGGAACUUGAACAAGGGAGUGCCUCAAAGGCCUGACCUGCAUCAGGCCUCGUUCUUAGCAUUCCGCUUAUAAUAACAUUGGAACUGAAUUUGUUGGCCAAAUAAAGUCAAGAUUUUAAUACUA